Cucurbita maxima (winter squash) is the source of this 2463-nucleotide messenger RNA. RefSeq names its product pentatricopeptide repeat-containing protein At3g61360. The coding region runs from base 68 to 1600 and encodes 510 amino acids. The transcript has 2 exons. Gene Ontology annotation, molecular function: protein binding. Lineage: Eukaryota; Viridiplantae; Streptophyta; Magnoliopsida; Cucurbitales; Cucurbitaceae. The record is from RefSeq and is a predicted model, not a curated record.
UCCCGGCGUCUGCAAUAGUUCAACACCGCCGCCAUCUCUCUGUUCUCUGGAGAGUGAAGAACUGAAGAUGGUGAUUCCGACGAGGCUUACUCAAAUCGCUCAAAUACCCAUUUUUUUCCGUUACUUUUUGAUUCCUGCCGCUCCUUUUUCUACUCAUCUUCAUCAAUCUUCAGAACCCGGAGGUGAAAUCGAAAGAAUCACCAAAAUCAUCAACGGCCAUCCAUUUCCCGAUCAGCCCCUUCGACCUACUCUUCUUCACCAUAUUCCAUCUCCUCUUCCUUCAAACACUUUCCUGAAUGACGUUCUUGGCCGCCUGUUUGCAGCGCAUUCCAAUGGUCUCAAGGCUUUGGAGUUCUUCAAAUUCUGCCUCCACCAUUCUCAAGCUUCCCCAACUCCAGAUGCUUUUGAGAAGACGCUUCAUAUUCUCGCCAGGAUGAGGUAUUUCGAUCAAUCAUGGGAGUUGAUGCGUGAGAUUCAACGAACUCACCCGUUUUUGCUUACUCUUAAAUCCAUGAGCAUCUUGCUUACGAAGAUUGCGAAGUUUCAAUCCUUCGAAGAAACGAUCGAGGCGUUUCGGAGAAUGGAGAAUGAAGUGUUUGUUGGAAGGAAAUUUGGUACUGAGGAAUUUAAUGUGCUCCUUCGAGCCUUUUGCACUCAGAGACAGAUGAAAGAGGCGCGAUCAGUGUUCCUAAAGAUGUAUUCUCGAUUUCCCCCCAAUACUAAAACCAUGAAUCUCUUGCUUUUAGGUUUCAAGGAAUCCAGCAAUGUUACUGCUGUUGAGCUUUUCUAUCAUGAGAUGAUCAGGAGAGGUUUCAAGCCAGAUGUUGUGACUUACAGCAUCAGAAUGGAUGCAUAUUGCAAAAGAGGUUGUUUCGUGGAUGGUUUGAGAGUUUUCGAAGAAAUGAAGAGGGCAAAAUUUGAGCCUACAUUGGAAACAAUCACUACUCUGAUCCAUGGAGCAGGGGUAGCAAAGGACAUAGCCAAAGCACGCCAACUGUUUGAUGAAAUGCCUCUGAGAAAAUUGUGUCCUGACAUUGGGGCUUAUAAUGCUUUGAUAAGUUCCUUGAUUAGGUCUGAUGAUGUGAAUUCUGCAGCGGCUUUAAUGGAAGAUAUGGAAGCUAAACACAUUGGACAUGACAGUAUGACCUAUCAUAUGAUGUUCGUAGGCCUGAUGAAAUUGGAGGAUGUUCAUGGUUUUUAUGAGUUGUAUAGCAAAAUGAUACGACGGAAUUUUGUGCCGAAAGCACGAACAGUAGUCAUGAUUAUGAGGUUUUUCUGUGAAAAUCGUCGAGUUGAUUUGGGUUUGGAUUUGUGGGGCUAUCUGGUAGAGAAGGGAUACUGCCCUCAUAGUCAUGUAUUGGAUGUGUUGGUAACAGGAUUAUGUGCCCGUGGAAUGGUUCAUGAAGCAUUUGAGUGCUCCAAACAAAUGUUGGAGAGAGGGAGGCAAAUGAGCGAUGCAGCAUUUCUGAUCAUGGAGAGAUCUCUUUUGCAGGCAGAUGCAAAAGACAUAUUGGGGGAGCUUGAACAGUUGAGGAAGAAGCUUAAAACUGUUUUGCCCCCUCCAAAGCAGCUUCCAUACGAGAUUCCGGCAUCCUCAUAGACAAAUUGUGUAGUAAGUUUGGAACAACCUUUUACAUGAUGAAAAUUCCUCGAAAAAUCAGGAGAUAUUGUUAGUUUUGACCUGUUAUAUAUUGUUUUUAAUACGCGUCUAUUAGGUGAGGUUUUAGCUUCAAAUAUUGUUUGUUUUGGCCCGUUAGUUAGUAGAUAUUGUCAUAUUUGGGCUUCCCCUCAAGGUUUUAAAACUCGUCUACUAUGAAGACGUUUCCACCUCGUUAUAAGGAAUGUUUCGUUCCCUCUCCAACCAACGUGGGAUCUAGCUGACUUAUGGUAGCACAUUUUUCUUCGAAUUGAAAUGUUUAUGAGGUUUAGUUUAUUGAAACUUUUCUUGUCAUCUUAUUGAAAGUAUUGCCAGCAGAUUUCUUAAGCCGGGGAGCUUUGCCUGCACAAUGCAGACCACUUCACUCCAUAUUUGACUAAUCCUUUGCAGUGACCACAACAGAAAUACUGUUCCAUCUCAGAGCAGCCAUGGAUCCUCUAAUACAGCAAGUGGCAAGUAUGACCGUGACACUGUGCAUAGCAAUUUCCCAGGAUCACAAGGAAGCCUCUUCGGUCGCUCUAGAUGGCAUGGCCGGAUUAUAAGUGCGAGACGUCGAAGAGUAUCCUUGGGUACUGUACUGAAGCUUGCUCAUUUGUUGGUCCUCCUUAAAUGUCUCGUGCUCGAGCCACCCCUAUUUGUUGGCAACCGCUAGGUAGGUUUGUACAAGUUAAGUUGGUCCAAACACACACAAAUAUUUGAAGGAAAAAAAAACAUUUAAAAGGGUUUCUAUGUAUUGCACCCUCUGUUCUCUUUAACUUUGUAUAACUUGCAUAACUUGUCACAUGAAGAACUUAACCUCCAUUAUU